Aedes aegypti (yellow fever mosquito) is the source of this 1092-nucleotide messenger RNA. Its product is annotated as death-associated protein 1. Gene Ontology annotation, biological process: cellular response to amino acid starvation; negative regulation of autophagy; apoptotic signaling pathway. NCBI's taxonomy places the organism in Eukaryota, Metazoa, Arthropoda, Insecta, Diptera, Culicidae. The transcript has 3 exons. The record is from RefSeq and is a predicted model, not a curated record. Gene Ontology annotation, molecular function: death domain binding. The coding region runs from base 327 to 626 and encodes 99 amino acids.
UUUUCAUGUAUUGCCACCAUUGGUAGUGCUUCGGUUCCAGUUCGAAAUAAUAAGCACUCCCAAAGAAGAGUGAUGAAUCUGUAUGCAAGGAAAAUAUUUUUGUUCGAAAUGAAAUACUGAUAGUAAUCGUACCGUGUAUUUGCCAUCGUGGAGGUUUUACUCUGCCACGACCAGAAUAGUAAGGUAAACUGAAUCACGCUGUAGUGUUGUCAAGUUUGAACUAAUGUUACAGUGAUUGUUCCUCAACGAGAGUAGCGAUUAGUAGCAUAUUGCCAUAGGAAAGUUAAGUUUAUUUUACAUCAGUCGAAAACAGUGCGGUAAGAAAAAUGGCUGAUGAAGACAAAGGAAAAGUCGCUGGACAUCCACCCGCAGUCAAGGCUGGCGGUAUGCGAAUUGUGCAACACAAAACUCCCAGUGCAGAACGGCCAGCUAAGGAUCCCGUAGAAGUUAUCGGCUUAUCGAAUCCAGCGCCUAACGUGAACACCGGCGAGGUGGUGCAGAGCUCUACGUCCAACAAGCACAACGAGCACUCGGUCGAAGCUAGUCAGGUGGCUCAUGCCCAGAAACCCCCGGCGCAGAUCCCCCAGAAGCCAGUGAACAACAUCCAGCAGCCACGGAAGUUUUGAACGAGUGAUUACGAAAGCAUCCACAAACGCAAUACGUUUGCAAUCUUUUAUUUUUCACAUCGUACGUCUAUUGGUAGUCGAUUUAGCGUUUUAAAAUUUGCACAUUCUAAAGCGAUUUUCUUCCGGUUCCUUUGUGGUGGUUUGCCUUCACACCCCACUUUGUGUCCCUUUUUUUAUUUUAGAUCUUCUUGUUGGUAAUGGGAAUAGUAACUGUUGCGUUUCACAUUUGCUGCUUUAUGAAUCAGAUAUAAAUACCUACAUAAAUAUCCAACACAUAUAUUUAACACCUGAAGUAUGUUGUUUUCUAAGUUUGUAUAAAUAAAUUUAUAUAAAUAAAGAACGUUUUAUGUGAGUCAUAUUUAGAUUUAUGACGCAAAUAAAAUUAUGUCAUUAUAUUGUGGUGUUAUACUAAAUAAAACCAAUCGAAAGAAAGUGAAUUGAAAUAAAUGCUAUUAAUGAUAACACA